Molecule: messenger RNA, 307 nt
Organism: Owenia fusiformis
Lineage: Eukaryota; Metazoa; Annelida; Polychaeta; Sabellida; Oweniidae
Source: the annotation of a GenBank genome assembly
UACAUGGCUAGGUGAGCCUCAAACAUGUCUAAAGGAAAUCCCAAUCCCAAGAGUGGUUGAUCAGAAUGUGACUGCAAAUCCAAAAUAUGGAUAUUUAAGUGAUGACAUGACGGGAAAUUGGAUUGGGAAUAUAUCAUGCACAUCAUCCUCUCUAAUUUUCAAUAUGGAUAUUGAAAGGGGUUCAAAGGUAUCAAACCCCAAAGGAACAUUCACAAUAAGAUACAAGAAUAUGAGUGAAUCAGGAGAACACAAAGUGUCCGGCACAUUUUCACAAGAUGGCAGGUCGUUUACAUUGUUUACAACAUCA